Messenger RNA from Carassius auratus (goldfish), 559 nucleotides. RefSeq names its product trypsin inhibitor ClTI-1-like. Gene Ontology annotation, molecular function: protein binding; serine-type endopeptidase inhibitor activity. NCBI's taxonomy places the organism in Eukaryota, Metazoa, Chordata, Actinopteri, Cypriniformes, Cyprinidae. The transcript is spliced from 4 exons. The coding region runs from base 199 to 432 and encodes 77 amino acids. The record is from RefSeq and is a predicted model, not a curated record.
UUUUUUUUUCGACAAGUUGACAACCGCCCACUUACAAACGUCUGGUUUUCCAUCAAAAGGCUUUGGAUUAUUGGAAUUCGAGUGACGCACUUUGUCAUUUUAAAACCGCUAUGUGGGUGGGAGCAAAAGUGCAAUAAAAGGAGUAACCACAUGGAGUGAUUGAUUACACAGUCAACACGUCGCUGUACACAAACAAUCAUGCUGGCAAGGACUGUUUUGGUACUCUGUUUGGCAGCUUUGGCAAGUGCAGCUGUUAUCCAUCGUGGCUCUAAAGAGCCAAAAUGCUCAACGUACCUCUUGCCCAUAUGUACCCGGGAAUAUAACCCCGUGUGUGGUACUGAUGGAGUCACAUACCCCAACGAAUGCAUGCUGUGUUUGGAAAAUAUGGAGAACAAGUUCAACACAUUGAUCUCCAGGAUAGGGGAAUGCUGAGACAAAUCCACUCAUUUAUAUUAUCAAGAUCUGACAUGAAGGCUGGAACCACAUGCAGUGUUUUUUAAUGGUUUUGUGUGUCGAUUUUAAAACAUAAUCAUUUAAUAAAAACCUUGAUACAUAAGUC